AUGGCUUCCCGCCUUCUCCUCGUCACCUUGGCUCUCCUCUUCGUCGCAGCCGCAGCGCAGAACAACGAGAUCAUGCUGCCGGCCUGGCCAUCCUGCUCGACGACAGACAACUACACCGACGGCAGCCAAUACAAGAAGAACCUGGACCAGCUCCUCUCCAGGAUGCCCACGGCGGCCGGCGACAACGGGUGGUUCUGCAAUGGCACCGCCGGGACGGGGGCUGACGAGGUGUUUGGCCUCAUCAUGUGCUACGCCGACCGCAACGCGACGCAGUGCCUGGACUGUCUCUCCAGGGCGCCAGCGGGGAUCACGACGGUGUGCCCGGGCAGCCGGAACCCGCAACGCGGCGUUCUACGUCACCUGGUUCAGCACCGUCGACCAGGCAAGGCUCGAGGACGCGCGCUCGAGCCUGAUGAACAGCUCGCCAGGACGGCCGCCGGCUCGCAGCCGCUGUUCCUCGCGAACGAGAGCGCGCCGCUCGCCGGCUCGUCGGACUCGGUGUACGGGCUCGCGCAGUGCACGCGGGACCUAACGGCCAGCGAAUGCAGCUGGUGUCUCACCAGUCACCACUUAUAUCGGUCUGCUGCCGGGGAAUUUCCCGAACAACACCGGAGGCGCGAUCAAGGGGUACAGCUGCUACGUCAGACCAUGGAGAGGGAUCUGGAAGAGGGCGACGACUUCGCCGGAACGGAGGACGAGUUCGAGAAAGGGACCGGGCCAAAGCGGUUUCGCUACGGCGAGCUUGCCAUUGCCACUGACAACUUCUCGGACAAGCACAAGCUAUGGGUGUGGGAGUACCAUAGCAGAGGAGCCAUCCUCGACGCCGCCGACGCACGGUUCAAGGGUGAGUUGGAGGCCCGGGAGAUGGAGACCGUGAUGGUCGUCGGCCUCUGGUGCGCGCACCCUGACCGGAGCCUCCGACCGUCCAUCCGGCAGGCCGUCAGCGUGCUGCGGUCUGAGAUGCCACUGCGCAAUCUGCAGGCGAGGAUGCCGGUGGCAACCUAUGAGCCACCACCUGAUGCCUUCUACUAUACAUCUACCACUGUCACAAGCGUUAAUAGCAGCACCACUCAAUCCAGCAUGACAAUCACAACUGUCCUGCCCAAAUGA
This is a messenger RNA of Miscanthus lutarioriparius, 1110 nucleotides long. The record is from the annotation of a GenBank genome assembly. NCBI's taxonomy places the organism in Eukaryota, Viridiplantae, Streptophyta, Magnoliopsida, Poales, Poaceae.